Hippopotamus amphibius kiboko is the source of this 2116-nucleotide messenger RNA. It is a transcript of the gene ATP6AP1, whose product is annotated as ATPase H+ transporting accessory protein 1. The record is from RefSeq and is a predicted model, not a curated record. Gene Ontology annotation, cellular component: proton-transporting V-type ATPase complex. NCBI's taxonomy places the organism in Eukaryota, Metazoa, Chordata, Mammalia, Artiodactyla, Hippopotamidae. Bases 56 to 1450 code for a protein of 464 amino acids. The transcript is spliced from 10 exons.
UGUCACCUGAUCUGCGGAGGCCGCGGUGGGUAGAGGCAGUGGAGGCCGAGAGGUUAUGAUGGCGGCGACCGCGGCGGAUCGGGUGCGGGCGGGGACGCGGCGGGCCCCGGCACUCUGUCAGAUACCGUGGCUGCCGCUGCUGCUGGUGGCGGCGGCGGCGGCGGCGGCGGCGUCGGAGCAGCAGGUGCCGCUGGUGCUGUGGUCGAGUGACCGAGACCUGUGGGCUCCUGCUGCCGACACCCACGAGGGCCACAUCACCAGCGACAUUCAGCUCUCUAGCUACUUAGACCCCGCCCUGGAGCUGGGCCCCCGCAAUGUGCUGCUGUUCCUGCAGGACAAGCUGAGCAUUGAGGACUUCACAGCGUAUGGUGGCGUGUUUGGAAACAAGCAGGACAGCGCCUUUUCUAACCUGGAGAACGCCCUGGACCUGGCUCCCUCCUCUCUGGUGCUUCCUGCCGUCGAUUGGUACGCAGUCAGCACUCUGACCACUUACCUGCAGGAGAAGCUCGGAGCCAGCCCCCUGCACGUGGACUUGGCCACCCUUCGGGAGCUGAAGCUCAACGCCAGCCUCCCAGCCUUGUUGCUCAUCCACCUGCCCUACACAGCCAGCUCGGGUCUGAUGGCGCCGAAGGAAGUCCUCACCGGCAAUGAUGAGGUCAUCGGGCAGGUGCUGAGCACCCUCAAGUCGGAAGACGUCCCGUACAUGGCGGCCCUCACGGCAGUCCGCCCUUCUAGGGUGGCCCGUGAUGUAACCAUGGUGGCUGGGGGACUGGGUCGCCAGCUGCUGCAGAGACAGUCGUUGUCACCUGUGAGUUACAAUGAUACCGCCCCCCGGAUCCUGUUCUGGGCUGAAAACUUCUCGGUGGCAUACAGGGACCACUGGGUGGACCUGACCUCCAUCACCUUUGGGGGCCAGGACCUCAACCUGACUGGCUCCUUCUGGAACGACUCCAUUGCCAGGCUUGUGCUGACCUAUGAACAUCUCUUUGGUACCACGGUGACAUUCAAGUUCAUUCUGGCUAACCGCUUCUACCAGGUGUCCGCGCGGCACUGGUUUACCAUGGAGCGCCUCGAGAUCCACAGCAACGGCUCCGUCGCCUCCUUCAAUGCCUCCCAGGUCACGGGGCCCAGCAUCUACUCCUUCCACUGCGAGUACGUCAGCAGUCUGAACCAGGAUGGCAAUCUCCUCGUGCCCGGCACGCAGCCCUCUCUCUGGCAGAUGACUUUUCAGGGCUUCCAGAUCCAGGCCUUCAACGUGACGGGUGAGCAGUUCUCCUACGCCAGCGACUGUGCAGGCUUCUUCUCCCCGGGCAUCUGGAUGGGGCUGCUCACCUCCCUCUUCAUGCUCUUCAUCUUCACCUAUGGGCUGCACAUGAUCCUCAGCCUCAAGACCAUGGACCGCUUUGAUGACCACAAGGGCCCCACCAUCGUUUUGACCCAGAUCGUGUGACCCUGCGCCUGUGGGGGGGUUGAGGGCAUGCUGGUGUCCAGGCUGUCACGUUGCCACCAGAGGCAUGCUGGACAGGAGGGCUUCCUUCUUCCUACCAUAGCAUGACUUCCAGCUCCCCUUAGCCUAUCUGCAUCCCUGUUCAACCUGCUGGGGGUCUUCCCUGGGUCACCCACUCCCCAUCUCUAUCAACAAGGUAUAUAUAUUCUGCGUAGAUAGUAGACAAAUUUCCCAGGCUUAGUCAUUGUGAAGGAAGGGGCUGUGAGUUCUAGGCCCUGUCCUACUCCCCCUUCCUCCUUAUUUAUUCUCAUUUCUCCACAUUCGCUCCUUGCUGUUUAUAGUGCUUUUGUGUAGCCAGUGCUCCCUCCCAGGGCUCUGUGGGGCUCCUUGUAGCAGCUGGGAGCUGGAAGUUCCCUGAGUUUGGGGGCUGUGGAAAUACUAUUUAAAUGUCUGUCCUGCUUGGCUGGUGUUACUGUUUUUUGGUGAUGCUGUGCUAACAAUAAGCCGUACACUGGGGUUUAUUUCUUUGGCCUGAGAAGGAGGGGACCUCCGUGGCAAGUGGGCUGGGUGUGAUCACUGGGUUUCUGGCAUGCUCCUGGCAGGAGUGCCUGGCGGGAGCCUGGCAUGCUUGUGGUUUCCUUCCUAAUAAAAUAAAGACGGGUCGCCAUG